Molecule: messenger RNA, 809 nt
Organism: Oryza brachyantha (malo sina)
Lineage: Eukaryota; Viridiplantae; Streptophyta; Magnoliopsida; Poales; Poaceae
Product: protein FLOWERING LOCUS T-like
Exons: 5
Coding region: 27-563 (178 amino acids)
Source: RefSeq, a predicted model, not a curated record
CCUUCUCAUCAAGGAGCAAUAAAAUUAUGUCACGAGGUAGGGAUCCUUUGGCAUUGAGCCAGAUAAUUGGUGAUGUGUUGGAUCCUUUCAUAAAGUCAGCUGCAAUGAGGAUUAAUUAUGGUGAGAAGGAGAUUACAAAUGGCACUGGACUACGAUCAUCUGCAGUUUUCAGUGCACCACAUGUUGAGAUUGAAGGUCGUGAUCAAACCAAGCUCUACACACUUGUUAUGGUGGAUCCUGAUGCUCCAAGUCCAAGCAAACCAGAAUACAGGGAAUAUCUGCAUUGGUUGGUGACAGACAUCCCAGAGGCACUAGAUGCACGUUUUGGUAAUGAAAUAGUUCCGUAUGAAGCUCCACGGCCACCGGCCGGAAUUCAUCGGAUUGUUUUUGUGCUAUUCAAACAGGAAGCACGGCAAACAGUUUAUGCUCCAGGAUGGCGGCAAAAUUUCAAUGUCAGAGAUUUUUCUGCAUUUUACAAUCUUGGACCACCUGUUGCUGCAUUAUACUUCAACUGCCAGAAAGAGAGUGGUGUUGGUGGCAGAAGGUUUCAGGGACCAAGCUGAAGUCUGGAUGCAACCAAUUCGAGAUUAUAAAAUAUAAUCCACAAAAAGCAGUUAACAGCCUAUAUAUAGUCUCAGACUGUCAGUUGACAAUCAAGUAGUCUAGUAAUUGACUUGUAUAAUGUAUUCCAUGAAAUAAACUAGACUUUCAAUAUCUUCAUAGUCACCUGUGCAAAGAGAAGAUGAUGAUGUCAAUAUUAGUAAUUAUGAGGAAUAGUGUAACCUUUGGUGCUCUGUUAUAAAAUGAAA